UAUUAACUUCUGUCAGCUCUUAUAGCUAGACCUCUUCAAUUUGCAUUCACGAUUCAAACCAACCAACUUUAUUACCUUCAACAACAUGAAAUGGUUGAUUAAUUAAGGCCCUCUCCUACCUUCUCUUAGAUAUUUCAAUUCUCAAACUACUACCUCACAGAACCCACCUUCUUAUUUCUAUAUCUUUAAUUUGCUGCAUCUGUCUCAAAAACUGUUCUUUGGUAGCCUUCGAAUGGGAGAAAAUCCUGUAACAAAAUGGUUUUUCCUCAUUCUCAUGAACUAUCUUGCCUUCCACAAUGGUUUCUCCGCCGGUGUUUCAUUGACAAAGAAGACUUACAUUGUUCAGAUGGAUAACUCUGCAAUGCCAGAAUCGUUCUCCAGUCACCUUGAUUGGUACUUAUCAAAAGUAAAAUCUGUUGUCUUUGAACCUGAGAAAGAAGGUGAUGCAGAUGAAGAAGACAGGAUAAUUUACAAUUACGAGACUACUUUUCAUGGAGUGGCUGCUCGUUUGAGUGAACAAGAGGCAGAGAGGCUAGAGGAAGGAGAUGGAGUUGUGGCCAUCUUCCCAGAUACAAAAUACCAACUUCAUACCACAAGGAGUCCCACGUUCCUUGGGCUAGAACCAGAAGACAGUAACAGUGUUUGGUCUCAGAAACUAGCUGAUCACGAUGUUGUUGUAGGAGUGCUUGACACUGGGAUAUGGCCGGAGAGUGCAAGUUUCAAUGACACCGGCAUGACACCGGUACCGGUUCACUGGAAAGGAAUCUGUGAAACAGGCCGAGGUUUCCAAAAGCAUCACUGCAAUAAAAAAAUUGUGGGUGCGAGAAUAUUCUACCGUGGAUAUGAGACUGCGACUGGAAAAAUCAAUGAACAAACUGAGUAUAAAUCAGCUCGAGAUCAAGAUGGGCAUGGGACUCACACAGCGGCAACUGUGGCUGGUUCUCCUGUACACGGUGCAAAUCUUUUGGGUUAUGCUCAUGGAACAGCAAGAGGAAUGGCCCCUGGUGCGAGAAUUGCAGCUUAUAAGGUGUGUUGGUCUGGGGGAUGCUUCAGCUCGGAUAUAUUGUCGGCAGUUGAUCGAGCAGUGGCUGAUGGAGUGAAUGUUUUAUCAAUAUCAUUGGGUGGUGGGGUGAUAUCUUAUUAUCAUGACAGUUUGUCAAUAGCAUCUUUCGGGGCGAUGGAGAUGGGUGUUUUCGUGUCUUGCUCUGCGGGAAAUGGAGGCCCAGACCCCGUCAGUCUCACAAAUGUAUCACCAUGGAUCACCACAGUUGGCGCUAGUACCAUGGAUAGAAAUUUUCCAGCUACUGUUAAGCUUGGAACAGGCAGGACUAUUACUGGAGUUUCACUGUAUAAAGGGCGGAGAGUUUUGACGGCAAAUAAGAAAUAUCCUCUAGUUUAUAUGGGUAGCAACUCAAGCAGCCCUGAUCCAAGCUCUUUGUGUUUGGAGGGAACUCUGAAUCCAAGUGUAGUAGCUGGAAAAAUUGUGAUCUGUGACCGUGGUAUUAGUCCUCGAGUUCAGAAAGGUCAAGUGGUUAAAGAUGCAGGAGGUGUAGGCAUGAUUCUUUCAAAUACGGCUGCCAACGGAGAGGAGUUAGUUGCCGAUUGUCACCUUCUUCCGGCAGUAGCAGUAGGGGAGACUGAAGGGAAAGCAAUAAAGAGUUAUGCGUUAACAAAUCGGAAAGCAACUGCAAGUCUUACAUUUCUCGGUACAAGGUUGGGAAUUAGGCCUUCCCCUGUAGUGGCAGCAUUUUCAUCAAGAGGGCCAAAUUUACUUAGUCUUGAAAUUCUGAAACCUGAUGUGGUGGCACCUGGGGUCAACAUUCUUGCGGCUUGGACGAGUGAAACAGGUCCAUCAAGCUUGCCAACAGAUCACAGGAGAGUGCAGUUCAAUAUAUUAUCUGGAACUUCAAUGUCAUGCCCUCAUGUGAGUGGAGUUGCUGCCCUGCUUAAAGCAAGGCACCCAGAAUGGAGUCCGGCAGCCAUAAAAUCUGCACUUAUGACAACCGCUUAUGUUCAUGAUAAUACACAUAAUCCUCUUAUAGAUGCCUCAUUAGCUGCACCCUCAACUCCAUAUGACCAUGGGGCUGGACACAUCAACCCAGAGAAAGCUCUAGACCCAGGUUUGAUUUACGACAUUGAUGCACAGGAUUACUUUGAAUUCCUCUGCACACAAAAGCUAUCCCUAGGACAGCUCAAAGCUUUUUCCAAGUAUGCAAAUAGGUCUUGCCAUCACUCUUUUGCCAGUCCAGGGGACUUAAACUACCCUGCAAUCUCAGUAGUGGUCAAAGCUAAUGGAAACGUUUCUUCUAUAACUCUUCAUAGAACAGCCACUAAUGUUGGGUCUCCAGUCUCUAAUUACCGCGUUGUAGUUUCACCCUUCAAAGGUGUUACCACAAAAGUGGAACCAAGAAGCCUGAAUUUCACCCAGAAAUACCAGAAACUGUCUUACAAGGUCACCUUCACAACGAGAUCUCGACAGACAAAUCCGGAGUUCGGAGGUUUGAUAUGGAGGGAUGGAGUUCACAAAGUAAGAAGCCCAGUUCUUAUCACUUACCUGCAACCAUUAUAGACAUGUAAGUGGAUUUUUAACAUGUCUAUCUAUCGAUUUCACAAAUAAGCAAUGUGUUUUGGUAUGAGUCAUGGCACUCACAGGUUUGAUUAGAAUGCAAUUUAACCCCUUUUGUUUCUAGCACUAGUAGUGAUCCGGCAGCGGUCAUAUGAGUACAGAUAAAAUAAGCCCAUUUCUUCUUAGAAUAUGCACCCAUAUUACAUUUGUUUUUUGGAAGACAUCAA
Molecule: messenger RNA, 2793 nt
Organism: Pistacia vera
Lineage: Eukaryota; Viridiplantae; Streptophyta; Magnoliopsida; Sapindales; Anacardiaceae
Product: subtilisin-like protease SBT1.3
Exons: 1
Coding region: 233-2569 (778 amino acids)
Biological process (GO): proteolysis
Molecular function (GO): serine-type endopeptidase activity
Source: RefSeq, a predicted model, not a curated record